GACACCACAUGCACUUGCAGCAAUCCACCUGCCAAUUGUUGCAUAUAAGAAUUAGGCCUCGGUCGAUCGAUCGGUCUCCCUCCACCCAAGGAAAAAAUGAGACCCUAUUGGCUUCUCUUCCUCUUCCUCUUCCUCUUCCUCUUCGCCACCACUAGUACUCUCCCCACUUCCCAAUCUUCCCCACCAGUGAAAAAGCCAGACAACAACACCAUAUACAGAGUUUCCAAGCAACUCUGCUGGGGCUGCGCUGGAGAGUCUCUACAAUUCUUGUUUGCCCACAACAUGGUCAGGGCAUACAAGUGGGAGCUACCAUUGACGUGGGAUUCCCAGCUUGAAAAUUAUGCGAGAUGGUGGGCUGGCCAGAGAAAAGCCGACUGCAAGGCGCAACAUUCUUUCCCGGAAUACGGUUUCAAGCUUGGAGAGAACAUAUACUGGGGCAGUGGCUCUACAUGGACUCCGGCUGAUGCCGUGAAUGCAUGGGCUGGUGAAGAGAAGUACUAUGCCUACUCGACAAACUCCUGCCAGGCUGGUAAAAUCUGCGGCCACUACACGCAGAUUGUUUGGAAGAAUACAAGGAGGAUCGGCUGCGCUCGUGUUGUGUGUGACAGUGGAGAUGUGUUCAUGACAUGUAAUUACGACCCGGUCGGUAAUUAUGUCGGCGAGCGGCCUUAUUGAAACCAGUUUGGCUUGCCUCCGGCACGGACGUUCCAUACUCAGUAACAGGAGAUGUUAUGUCAUGUUAUUAAAUAAAGGAUGCAAGCCAAAAUUCCAUUGAAAUUGGGUUUCGGGUGCUCUGUUUAUGACAUAAAUAUAAUGAUUUGUUUACAUUAGGAUAACUGUACAAGGUUGCUAGAUUGGUGCUUAUGUUUGUGGGAUGUGUGGCCAUGGAUGGAUCAUAGUGUUUGAUACUGUAAAAAUGUAAGACAAAAGUUAUUAGAGGGGGGCUUAGCCUAUGAAUUAAGCCUGAAUAAAUAAAGGAAGCCUUCUCAUAUUAUUAGUGGGGGCUUAGCCUGUGGUUGUCUGUGUGUGUAUUUUGGGAAUGAAAUAUGCAAAGUAAGUUCUUGGA
Molecule: messenger RNA, 1066 nt
Organism: Alnus glutinosa
Lineage: Eukaryota; Viridiplantae; Streptophyta; Magnoliopsida; Fagales; Betulaceae
Product: pathogenesis-related protein PR-1-like
Exons: 1
Coding region: 97-675 (192 amino acids)
Cellular component (GO): extracellular region
Source: RefSeq, a predicted model, not a curated record